AUGUUGAAUGUUGAUAUUGGUGCUUAUAAGCGAGAUAUUGAGACAUCAUGGUUAUACAAAAUCGGAAAAUUUUCCGUCGAUAAUUGGAUAGCUCUACUCAUCACAAUUGUAUGUGUUAUUGUUAUUCGAGCACUCUUCAAUAACGUUAUUUUCCCUUAUUAUUUUGAGGAAUUCAAAAGACUAUAUCGUCUCGAGAAUACUCUAUCAAAAAUGAAGAAUGUUCUGGAAGAUGAUUACUCGGAUUUAUGGCAUGAGAGUGAAUUCUGUUUGGCUUUUUUGGCGCUUCAAGACAAACAUCAACGCCUCGUCCGUCUCGCCAAAUCCAACUCCGACGGCGAGAAUCCACGUCGAUUUCAUUGGGCAAAUCGAUACGCGGAAAUUCAAAUCAAAUAA
Messenger RNA from Caenorhabditis remanei, 393 nucleotides. RefSeq lists its product as uncharacterized. The transcript is spliced from 4 exons. Bases 1 to 393 code for a protein of 130 amino acids. NCBI's taxonomy places the organism in Eukaryota, Metazoa, Nematoda, Chromadorea, Rhabditida, Rhabditidae. The record is from RefSeq and is a predicted model, not a curated record.